AUGGCGCCUGUUCUCUCCUCCGCGCCGCGGUUAUUCGCCGGACUUUCCCCCACCGGCCCCUCCUCCACCUCAGCGCGGCAGCAGCAAGAACCGCUCGAUCUUAACGCGCGGCGCCGCCUCGAGAUCGACCCGCAGGGCCGCCCGUCUACCGCUUCCGCCGCCGGCGCUUCCCCUUCCGUGCAUCCCCCGCAUCUGCGGCACCCCGCCGGCCGACACAGCGACCCCAAUGUCGUCGCUGCUUUUGCCGCGGGCGCCGCCGGCGGGAGCGCUUCGGCUGCUGCUGCCGCCGGUGGCGGUGGCGGUGGUGGUGGUGGCGUCGGGGUAGGGGAUGCGGCAGCGGCGGCGAAUGCGGAGAGUGAUAUGGAGACGGAAUUGACGCUGCAUCUAGACUUCGACCGCAUCUUUCGCAAGGGCUCCAGCGGUCGUCACAGCAAGUCGUUGUCGCUUCCGUCGCACGACUCGCAUCGCAACCCGUCGCAGCCGAUUCAAGAGCAGCAGCAGCAGUCGCAACCACAGUCGCACUUGCAGCAGCAGCCGCAGCAGGAGCAGCAGGAGCAGCAAGGAGCCAAGCUUAACCACCAGCGAUCAGCCGCAGGAGCGGCAGGAAAGGCAGCACAGUCAGGCACGGGACGACAAGGGAUCGCAGGAGGUUUUAAUAAGAUCUGGUCCGCUCUCUCGUCGGGAUUGCCGUCGUCUUCGAAAGGCCCUGCGACAGUCCCUGCGACGCCGCCGCUGUCGUCCAAGACUCCCAAGAGCAUUCACGAGUGGCCCGAGGACGACGUCGCGACGCCCGGCGACGUCGCAACCCCUGGCGACGUCGCAAACACCGCUGCAAGCACAUCCGCGUGGUCUCCUCUUCCCAGAACAGUCGGAGCGCGCGGAUUUAACUCAGGAAGCGACUCGGACAGUGAGAGAGGGCUAGUGACGACAAUGCCCUCGGGCGCGCCUCGGGGAGCUACUAAUAUUGGAGCGAAAGAAAGUUCCUUCGGCGGGUCGCGAAGGGAUGCACGGCCGCGUGACUUGCGGCGGGACGGCAGCUCCAGCCGCUCUGGCAGCGCCGCGGGGAGCGGCAGCGGCAGCGGCAGCGGAAGCGCGUUCGCGGCAACGGGGGAUCUAGAAGCCGAGGCGCGAAGGGUCGCGUUGCCUGAGUCACCUCUGGGCGGCGGACAGGCGGGGCCAGAACGUGCCGACCGCGGCGGGCGCGGCGGGCGGAUUGGCGCAAUGGUGGGCGCAGUGGCGGUCGCGGCGCUGGGGAACGCCGCGCGGUCGGCUGGCGGGGGACGGCGGAUGUUUAAGAGCAAGUCUCUCACCGAUCAGCGCUUCCCGCACGCGGCCGCGACGGCAGCGGCGGCGGCCGCGGCGGGGGCGGGGACGGUGGCGGCGGCGAGCGCUGGGGGACCGAGGAAUCCCGCGACGGCGGGCGCAACGUCCGCGCUUCCGCCAGCGGCGGCAGGGUCGUCGCGGCGCGCGAUUAAGAGCGUUUCGCUGUCCGAGUCCGCCUGGGCUUCCGGCGGCGCAGGCGCGGCGGCGAACUCGGUCCUCGGGGGCCGCCCGCCUGUUGCGCCCACGGCGGCGUCCGGUGCUGCGUCGCGGGGAGCGGCGGACGGCGCAGGCGGAGGCGCAGGCGCAGAGGCGGGUGCGCCGGGGAGUCCGCUGCUGGGCGGAGCGGCGCGCUGGACCUCCGGCAUGGGGAAGCGGAAGAGCAAGUCGGGUCCGGUGCGCCUGCGCAAGGGGCAAGCGGCUGCUCUAGCCGCCGUAGCAGCCGCGCGCGCGGCGGGGAGCAGGGGAGAGCUUAGUGGCGCGUCUCCGCCUCCGCGGAGUCUCCUCCUCCGCAGCUUGGACCUGGAUGCGCGCGCGCAUGAGCCGCGCAUUCCGCCGCGCGCGGCGAAGGCGGCGGGCGUUCCGAAGCUGCGGAAUGUUGGGGGGAGCAAUGGCGGAGAUGCGCUGGAGGGACUGGAUAAUCCCCCGCUUGCCGACGCGGAGAUUGCGCCGCCGAUGGCGCCGCCGCCACCGGCUGCGGCAGCAGGGGCAGCGGCGGCGGUGGUGGUGGUGGGUGUGGGGGGUGGAGGAAGCGUCGCGACGGACGCGUCGGUGGAUGGCUCGGUGAGCGAGAGAGGAAGAGUGGGGGGAGCAGACGGCGGAGGAGAAGCUGGGAGAGGUGGAGGCGGAGGCGGAGGCGGAGGCGGAGGCGGAGGCGGCGGCGGAGGCGGCGGCGGAGGCGGAGGCGGAGGCGGCGGCGGAGGCGGAGGCGGCGGCGAGGGGUCAGGCACUGGCGGAGAGGGAGCGAGUGCAGGCGGGUUCUCUAUUCCGCUGCUGCCCUCCCCGACGGUUCCCGCGCCAGCCACGGCUAGCCUUUGGACCCACGGGCUGGGCAGGCGCAAGAGCAAGUCGGGGCCGCUGCGCCCGCGCAAGGCGCAGGCUGGUGGCGCAGGCGCGGGCGGAGGAGGAGGAGCAGGCGCUGGGGAAGUUUCACGCGCGGGGGGGAAUCUGAGCGCUGCCCCUCCCGCUGCGUCCCCUUCCCUGGCGGGCGAGGGGCGCCAGCAUGUGCGCGAAAUGGGGGGAGGAUUGGUGGAAGCGGGGGAGGUGGGCGUGAGGGGAAGUGGCUAUCUGGAAGAGAUGAGAAUCAGCGGAGGAGGAGGAGGAGGGGGCGUGCAGUAUGGCAGUGGUAUCAGUGUUGGUGCUGCUGAUGGUGGUGCUGAUGGUGCUGCUGAUGGUGCUGCUGAUGGUGGUGCUGAUGGUGGUGCUGAUGGUGGUGGUGAUGGUGGUGGUGCUAGUGUUGGCGAUAAGGCGAGCAAGAACGCGUUUUGGAACUAUGGCAUGGGCAGGAGGAAGAGCAAGUCUGGCCCGCUGAAACCACGCAGGCGCGCAGCGCCAGCAGCAGCAGCAGCAGCAGCAGCAUCAUCAUUAGGAGCAGCAGCAGGAGUAGCAGGAGCAGGAGGGGGAGCAGGAGGAGGAGGAGGAGGAGAAGGCGGCAGCAGGACCGGACUGGGUGUGGUGGCGGAAAACGUGGUUGAGGAAAGCAUGGUUGACGCACGGGCGAGGGCCCGGCGAGCGCCGUCCCCUCCCCCUCGCCUCUUCUCCAGGAGCCACACGGACUUGGGGUCAGGCCUAGAGCGGCAGGGAGGGUGGAAGGCGUUUAUCAGCGGCGCUGCAUUAUCGUCAUCAUCAUCAGCAGCAGCUGUAGCGGCGGCGCGUCCUGCUAUGCACUCGCCGCUCUUCUCGCCCGACCCAUGGGGCAGCAUCCAAGAACCCUCGGAUGCUACUGCUCCUGCUGCUGCUGACGCUGCUGCUGCUCCUGCCUCGCCUGUGCCUCGCUUCCCACCUGGCGCGGCUGACUCCGCCUUGCUGCUCCUGCCCGGCAUUUCCUCCGCCCCUGCUGCUGCUGCUAACCCUGUUGGUGUUACUCCCGGUAUCGUAGGUUCUGCAGGAGGAGGAGCAGGAGGAGGAGGAGGAGGAAGUGGGGUUGUCACCGCUCCCGAGUCUGCUGUUGCAUACCACCGUGGCUCUUACGGUGGUGGUUCCUGGGAUCUUACUGCUGCUGGUGAGAGUCUUUUCGGAGUUGUCUCAACUACCUACAUGAACACCCCAGGCCACUCGCACCGAUCAUCAUUCUCACCAUCGUCAUCACUAUCAUCAGCAGCAACGCCGCCAUCACUAGCAGCGCGCCCGCGCCCACCACUCCCUGCAUCCGCGCACCUCCUCACCCACCGCAACCGCUUCAAAAGCCACUCCAUGCCCGGCCCAGACCGCCCCUCGGCUCCCCCGUUCCCCCUCCCCUUCUUCCCCAAGUCCCAGUCCCACCCUGAUGAGCAUACAGAGCGGUAUAAGAACUGGCACAGACUCGUGCACAUGGGCAUGCACGGGCAUGCGCAGGGGGAGCGGGGGGAGCGCGGGGAGGGCGGCGGGCAUGGGGAGCGGGGCCGUUCUGAGGGGCUUCAGAGCACGAUAGGUGGUGGGGCGCGAGUGAGGCGCAACAGCGACGGCAGUGUGGUGGGCGUGUCAAGGGGCUUUCAGCCCGGCUUCAACCACGGUCCUGUGGCUGGGGUCACGAGCAGAGGUGAAGCGAGGGUGGUGAGCGGCGCUGAAGGGGCAGCGGGGAGGGAGAGGGAGAGGGAGAGGGAGGUGCAGCUGGAGGGGAGGCGAGUGUGGGAGCUGAGUGGGGGGCGGAUGCGGCCUCUGGACUGGCACAUGGCCACGGAGGCUCUGGAACGAGCCGAGUCUGUCAAGAUCAGGUUCCGUUUCACAUCCCUAUCUUCGUUCGGCCCACACUCUCUCCCGCACGCGUCCCAGCCCACUCCUCUCACCGGCUCUGCCUCCUCCUCCUCCGCCGCUCCCGUCGCUCCACCCCUGCAUGCGCAAGUGGUAGACCUGCAACUAUGGCGCGCUGUACAGGUGGCAGGCAGGAAUUGGCUGGUGAUGGGAUGGCUGGAGGCUGUGGAGAGAGAGGAGCGGGCCCGGCUGGGUACUCUAGAGGAAGGGGGCAGUGGUAGUGGAGGGGAGGAGGAGGGUGAUGAGGAGGAGGAGGAGGAGGAUGAGGAGGAGGAUGAGGAUUUAUGGGAGAAGGUGCAGGUACGGGCUCAGUGGUACCAGCAACGUGAGCAUGGGGUAGAGGGAGGGCGAGGGGAGCAAAGGCAAGGACUGCAGGGGCAGCAGGGGCAGCAGGAGGAGGAAGGGCAGCAGGGGGAGCAAGGGCAACAGGGACACCAGCAGGGGGAGGAGGGGGGCCAGCAGAAGGAAGGAGGAGUGGGGGAGUCGGAAGGAGGGCAGCAGCGGGGUGGGAUGUGGGCGGGUAGGCCACGGGGCGGCAUCAUGUUUCUGCAGCAGCAGCUGCUACAGCAGCACCCCACUCCUUUUGAGGCGCCUCAAAAGCUGCUACAGCAGCAGCACCCCACUCCUCCUCUCCAGUACUACUCGCCCAUAUACUCUCCUCAGCAGCCCUCCACCCGUUUCUCACGGCGGCAGCACCACUCUCCUCCCCGCUCUCCCCUUCUGUACUUUGACUCUGUGCCACUGCAGCAAGCACAGGCAAUCGGCAGCAGCGGCAGCAGCAGCAUGGACUCUGCUGCGAUCACAGCCAGUGGCGCUUGCCACGCCCCUGCGGUUCCUCAGGGGUUCAUGCCUGCUUCUGCUGCUGUGCCUGCUGCUUCCUCUGCACGGGCUGCUGCGUCUGCUGUUGCAGCUAGUGAUGGUGUUUUGAGUAGCAAUGCAGCCCCCGAGCAGGAUGGACAGAAAAGCCGGAGCAGGGGGAAGGGGAAACGAGGUGGGGCUGAGGAGGAGACGAGGAAGAACAGACAGACGGAAGUGAAACCGGGGGACGUUUCUUCUGAAGCAACUUCCUCUGCCAAGGUCGCCCUGUUGAAGCGCUGGGGCUUGAAGCGAGGAGCGGGCAGUGCUGCUGAAACUGGCACAGGGGAGGCAAGCGAUAAGAGGAAAUACAAGGGGAGAAUCAGAACCGAAGAGAAACGGGGGGUUGUGGAGGGCGAUAAAGGUGGCGAGGUGGUGGGUGAGCGAGAGCGAGAAACGGCGAAAGGCAGCCAGAGAAAGAGGGGGCACGAGGGCAGGAUGAGCAAGGGCAGCAGGCUGUGGUACGGGCGUGGCAGGAGAAGGCGCGAGGAGAGGGGUGAAGAAGAGCGAGACGCCGCCGCCUUGGGUAGGAACAGGAGUGGUAGGGUUGAUGUGGAUGUGCUUGGUGCAAGUGAGCAAGAGGAGCGUGGGUGUGAGUUCUGGGAUGAGCAGCGGCAGGUAUAUGAGGAUGAAGCUAGGCUUCUGGAGGUUACUGCUGCCACCGCUACAGCUUCUGCUGUUGCUUCAGCUGCUGCUGCUGUUGACACUGAGCAUCCGGGCUUGCAGAAAUGGCGUUUGCAGCAGCAGCAGCAGCAGUUCAAACGGUUGCCUUCUGAGCAGAUGGAAGUUUUGGUGGUGGGAUCUCGUGUGAGGGGCGAGCAGCACACGGAAGAGGUGGAAAAGGAACACGGAGGGGUGGGAAUGGGACGUGGAGUGGUGGAACAGGAACAAGGUGAGUUGGAAAAGGAGCAGAGAGGUGUUGUGUGGUUGAAGCAGGAAUUCGGAUGGGGUGGAAGGCUUGGAGGGAAGGAUGGAGGCCAAAGGGGGUUACGAGGUAGGGGAUGGAGAGAUGAGGAGGGGAGUGAGGAGGAUUGGUCCAGUGAGGAGGAUGUGGAGGAAGAGGAGGGUGAAGAGUGGUCAGAGGCGGAAGAUGAAGGAGAGGAAGAGGAUGGAGAAGAGGACGAGAAAGAGAAAGAGAAAGAGGAAGUGGAGGAGGAGGAGGAGAACAGGGAAUUCAUAGGGGAGAGUGCUGCAGCUGUGUAUGGCGAGCAGCAGCCUCCACACACAAGAGACUCAUGGCAGCCCAUACGGCUCGAGCAGCCGCCGGGAUCAUCCCGCUCUGGCCAUGAUGCUGCUGCUGGCUCUGUUGCUCGUUUGUACCGACCUCACACGCCCCCACCUCCACGAAUGAUGCGGCGGUCAGGCAAGCAAGCAUUGUCAUAUUUUGCUGAGCUCAGUGAGCGCCAGGAGGAGGAGGACCUGUAUAGCGAUGAUCCGCCCUGCCAUUCUCACCUCCGCCAGCAACAACAGGAGGAGGAUCACCACCAGCAGCAGAUUCACAAUCGUCAGCAGCAGGACCAUUUCAUUCAUCCUUGGGAACAGCAGCAACAGUGGCAGCAGCAGGAGGCAGCACCACACAGCCUUCCCUCUCAAAUUGACACCCUCCCCCCGUCUUCCUCUCUCCUUCCCUCAAUCUUCUUCCCUGGACUCGUCAGCAGCUGUCCUUCCAAGCCCAAGUCACUUUGGCCCUAG
Messenger RNA from Closterium sp. Naga37s-1, 6816 nucleotides. The record is from the annotation of a GenBank genome assembly. NCBI's taxonomy places the organism in Eukaryota, Viridiplantae, Streptophyta, Zygnematophyceae, Desmidiales, Closteriaceae.